Molecule: messenger RNA, 234 nt
Organism: Calliphora vicina (urban bluebottle blowfly)
Lineage: Eukaryota; Metazoa; Arthropoda; Insecta; Diptera; Calliphoridae
Product: lipopolysaccharide-induced tumor necrosis factor-alpha factor homolog
Exons: 2
Coding region: 1-234 (77 amino acids)
Molecular function (GO): zinc ion binding
Source: RefSeq, a predicted model, not a curated record
AUGUCAACACCACUGGGACCGGAAUCUCAACAGGCACACUGUCCAGUCUGUCAAACGAUUGUGACCACAAAUGCCGAAUUUAAGGCCUCAAAUAAAACUCAUCUUUUGGCCUUGCUUUUAUGUGUUUUCGGUUGCUGUCCUUGUGCUGGUUGCUUGUAUUGUACCGGUUGUGCUCGCAAUGUGGAACACUAUUGUCCCACCUGUAACACAUAUUUGGGAGCUUAUGAACGUUAA